AUGCUGUGGGAGCAGGGUGCUGGUUACAGAUGCUGUGGGAGCAGGGUGCUGGUUACAGAUGCUGUGGGAGCCGCCCAGGAUGGAUGCUGGGACUCAGACUCAGGCCCUUUCAGAGAGUGUGCCCACCAUACCUGGGCCUGGGAGAGGCUGGAGCAGCAGGUUCCUGUGAACCAGGUGUUUGGGCAGGAUGAGAUGGUUGAUGUCAUCGGAGUGACAAAAGGCAAAGGCUACAAAGGGGUGACUAGUCACUGGUGUAGAAAGAAACAGCCCCGCAAGACCCAUUGGGGGUUGCUCAAGGUUGCCUGUAUUGGCGCUUGGCACCCUGCCCGAGUGGCCUUCUCUGUGGUUUGGGCUGAGCAGAAGGGCUACCAUCAUUGGACAGAGAUCAACAAGAUUUGCAAGAUUGGUCAGGGGUAACUUAUCAAAGAUGGCAAGCUGAUCAAGAACAUUGCAUCUACUGACUAUGACCUUUCUGACAAGAGCAUCAACCCACUGGGUGGCUUUGUCCAUUAUGGUGAGGUAGCCAAUGACUUCAUCAUGCUCAAAGGCUGUGUGGUGGGAACCAAGAAGCGAGUGCUCAUUCUCCUCAAGUCCUUGCUGGUGCAGACCAAACGACGGGCUCUGGAGAAGACUGACCUCAAAUUCAUUGACACCACCUCCAAGCUUGGCCACGGUCAUUUCCAGACCAUGGAGGACAAGAAAGCAUUCUCGGGACUACUCAAGAAAGAACGCACUGCCAAGGAGGAAGGUGCUUGA
Arvicola amphibius (Eurasian water vole) is the source of this 756-nucleotide messenger RNA. Its product is annotated as 60S ribosomal protein L3-like. Gene Ontology annotation, biological process: ribosomal large subunit assembly; translation. NCBI's taxonomy places the organism in Eukaryota, Metazoa, Chordata, Mammalia, Rodentia, Cricetidae. Gene Ontology annotation, cellular component: ribosome; cytosolic large ribosomal subunit. The record is from RefSeq and is a predicted model, not a curated record. Gene Ontology annotation, molecular function: RNA binding; structural constituent of ribosome.